Molecule: messenger RNA, 2570 nt
Organism: Plectropomus leopardus (leopard coralgrouper)
Lineage: Eukaryota; Metazoa; Chordata; Actinopteri; Perciformes; Serranidae
Product: netrin-4
Biological process (GO): basement membrane assembly; axon guidance; animal organ morphogenesis
Cellular component (GO): laminin trimer
Molecular function (GO): protein binding
Source: RefSeq, a predicted model, not a curated record
GUUGAGUUAAUUUAAACAUUCACAUGAGCUAAUUAGUACGGAAAUGAACUUUAUUGUAAUUUCCAUCACUUUUUUAUUGCGUAAGAUGGAUGAAGACAAACUAUCAUGUGGAAAUUAGUAACAUUUCGUGGCUAACAUGGAGCCUUCACGGACUAACCAAUGAUUCAUAUUUGGCUGCAAUGGGGACGCACAAUCCACUUCUUUCAGAGAAAUGUACCAGCUGCUUCUUAGGAUGCUUUGAACUUUAACACGGAUUUUUUUUUUUUGUGCCACUAUUGUCGCUUGGAGAACAUUGGAAAAUACUCCAGGAUUUAUCUUUGCGCAUUGCGUAAUUGGCAAGGAAAUGCGCUUGUCUGUUAGAUAGACUACGCAUAAUGUUGAGACUAAUCUCUGCUGGAAGGCGUUUAUCGCACCGUGUAUGUUGUAAACACAAAUUAAACAAGAAUUAGAGUGUUUAGUAUGUGUCGACAUCAGAUGCUGGUGGCGCUCUGUUGGCUGUUUUUGGUUGUGACGAGGAGCGGAGCAGUUUCCAGAUGUGUGGACCACGCCUGCAGUCCACCCAUUGGGAACCUGGCUAGUGGCAGGACUCUCCUCACUCACUCAAGCUGCUGUGGGAACAGCCCUUGCCCCCAUCCUCCUAUGAUCCCCCACCCCUGCCCCGAGUACACCCACCCAUCUGCUUACAUGACUGAUGACCCUUUCUUGCAUCCAGACACCUGGUGGGCAUCAGGUGCAGCCAUGCCGGAGCAGCAGGAUGAGAUUCGGUUGGACCUGGAAACACAGUUCUGUCUUUCCCAUGUAGUCUUGGUGUUUAGGUCACCGCGGCCUGCUGCCAUGGCCAUCGAGCGCUCAGCUGACUUUGGGAAGACAUGGGAAGCUCUUAAGCUCUUUGCGCACAAUUGCAUCAUAGAGUUUGGUUUGCCUGAUGAUUUAAUUCAGCCAGGGUCUUUGUGUACAUCCCGUUAUACCAGCGCUACACCUUGCAGUGGAGGGGAGGUAAUAUUACGGACACUUGACCCCAGCAGUGCUAAAACAUUGGAUGCUUACAGUCCAGAAGUCCUCACCCGCCUCACCCUCACUAACCUCCGCAUCAGACUGCUAAAACCUCAGAGCUGUCCUGCAUCUCUAAACCCCCCUGCAGCCUGGACAAGCCACACAGCCUCAGCUCCGACUUCCACUUCCACCACAGAAAGCCCAGACUCAGCACCUUAUGCUAUUUAUACUUUACUGGCCAGAGGGACGUGCCUGUGCCACGGACAUGCUGAGUAUUGUGGACCACAGAACAGCAGCCAAGACACAAGACAGGACGGCAGCACGGUGUCUGGUAGGUGCCUUUGUACUCACCACACAGAAGGAGAUCACUGUGAGAAGUGUGCCCCGCUCUACAACGAUCGUCCCUGGAGGCCUGCCAACAGCAGCAGCGGGGAGUCCAACCCAUGCCAGAAGUGUCAGUGCCAUGGUCAUGCAGAUAGCUGUCACUUCUCUCAGCGGGCAUGGCUUUCCUCCGGUGGCACCAGUGGGGGCGUUUGUGAUGACUGUAGACACAACACUGUCGGCCGCAGGUGCCAGCGCUGUCGCCAUGGCUACCACCGGCACCCAUCCUUGCCUCUCAACUCCCCCCACGCCUGCACACGCUGCUGGUGUGAUCCACAGGGCUCUUUGCCUCCUCAUCCUGGAGAGGAGGGACCAUGGUGCCACCCUAGAAGUGGGCAGUGUCACUGCAAAUCUGGUGUAGGCGGCACAAGCUGCAGCCACUGCCUGCCUGGCUAUUGGGGUUUUGGAGAGGAAGGCUGUAAACCCUGCGCCUGCCCCCACAGCUGUGAUCUAACCACUGGGCAGUGUUUAAACAGCUACUCAAAUAAUCAGGUGUUCAAUGUGCCCAUUGGUGGAAAAAUCCCUGAUCUGGACCACAUGUUCACAAUAGAAGAAGACGUGCAGUGGUCAAAGGAGCUUGCAGUCUCUGCUCUGCAUUAUACAGGAAAGUGUAGCUGUAAGGAGAAAAAGCUGAGAAGCGUGUCUGACCUGUGUAAGACCAAACAUGAUUAUGUGAUCAAGGCCAGUGUGUUGUCUGCUCAUGAUAAAGGCAGCCACGCAGAAGUGCAGGUCAAAGUUCGCAAGGUCCUUCGAUCAGACCAAGUGGCGCUCUCCUUGGGGACCAUCAGCAUCUAUCCUCUGUCCUGGACCAGCCGCGGCUGCACCUGUCCUAUCCUAAACCCAGGUAUGGAGUACCUGCUGGCAGGCCCAGAGGAAGCCGGGACAGGCCGUCUGCUUGUCACCAUGCAGAGCGUGGUGGUCCCAUGGACACCCCAACUUGGUCUACUUAUAUCAGAGGGUCUGAGGAAUGGAUGUCCAUGAACCAAAUGAUCCAAACACUGACAGACUUCAAAGUAUUUCACAGAGCUGAUUGAGUCAGCGGACAAUUCAGCAAAGGGACUGAGAUCACUGGAUAACAUGCUGUGUGAAACUAUUAAAGAGUCAAACUCAUGACGAAUCAAGGUCACAGGAUUGAAGGAAGUUACUCCAAAUGUGUGAGUGCGCAGCACAAAAUAAAGACUGAAAUGAAUACCAAA